This is a messenger RNA of Cucurbita pepo subsp. pepo (vegetable marrow), 982 nucleotides long. NCBI's taxonomy places the organism in Eukaryota, Viridiplantae, Streptophyta, Magnoliopsida, Cucurbitales, Cucurbitaceae. The record is from RefSeq and is a predicted model, not a curated record.
ACUGAUAGAGGAUGGAUGAUCACAUAAUUUUCUCAUUAUGGCCAAAUCCCUCUCCCUUCCAUCGCGUCCCUUCAAUUCCCCUUCUUCUUCCAUUGGAACCCAUCUCUCUCAACUCCCCAAAAUCUCUUGUUCUUCCAUAUCCAUUCAAUCUCAAUCACCCAGAGACCAACUCCUCGCCCUCAUCUCCGACCAAGAAAGAGGUCUCAAGACCCAGAAAAGCCCUCAGAAACUUGCUUCAAUUGUGAAAUCGAUCGACGCCUUGGCGUCUCUGGGCCGAAAUUCUGUCACUACGGACGAUUCACUUUCUGCGACAUGGCGCCUUCUAUGGACCACUGAGAAAGAGCAGCUGUUCAUCAUUGAGAAGGCUCACUUGUUUGGUACUCAAGCUGGGGAUGUUUUGCAGGUGAUUGAUGUCAAGAAAAAGAGUCUUAAUAAUGUCAUCACUUUUCCUCCAGAUGGGGUUUUCUUCGUUCGAUCCAGCAUUGAAGUUGCUUCCUCUCAGAGAGUGAAUUUUAGAUUUACAAGUGCUGUUCUGCGAGGAAAAAACUGGGAAAUUCCUUUGCCACCAUUCGGACAGGGCUGAAUCAAAAGCUAGGACAAAUUAUAGACUGAGACUCAUCAAUGACUUCAAUCCCUGAUACAUCAAAAACUCCACCUUCUAUCUCUACAAAAAGCUGAUUCUCGGACAAUAUCAUCCUUCAUGUUAAAAAUUCCUUCAUGUCAUGUGACAUGGUGUAAUCCAUAUGAAUCCAAGGGGUUUGAAAAGUCAUUCAAAGAGAGAAUUCUAUUGAAGAUAUGCAGUGGUUUUAUAGAAAUAACAACUCCGAAUCUAAGAAACACAUUCCAUGAUCUUACACAAAUUUCUAUUGACUUCAUUACCUGCGACAUUACAAUCAAACAUAUUGUGUCUGAAAAAAAUAUUCAUCAAACCAUCAAAGUGGCUGAUGACUUUAAAGUACUAUUGUGAGAUCCCAUAUCAAUU